Varanus komodoensis (Komodo dragon) is the source of this 5812-nucleotide messenger RNA. RefSeq names its product UPF1 RNA helicase and ATPase (gene UPF1). Gene Ontology annotation, biological process: nuclear-transcribed mRNA catabolic process, nonsense-mediated decay. Gene Ontology annotation, molecular function: zinc ion binding; DNA binding; RNA helicase activity. Bases 46 to 3438 code for a protein of 1130 amino acids. Lineage: Eukaryota; Metazoa; Chordata; Lepidosauria; Squamata; Varanidae. The record is from RefSeq and is a predicted model, not a curated record. The transcript is spliced from 24 exons. Gene Ontology annotation, cellular component: cytoplasm.
CGCGAGGAGAGCGGCCGCCGCCGCCGCCCCGCCGCCACCGGCAUCAUGAGCGUGGAGGCGUACGGGCCCAGCUCGCAGACGCUGACGUUCCUCGACACGGAGGAGGCCGAGCUGCUGGGCGCCGACACGCAGGGCUCCGAGUUCGAGUUCACCGACUUCACCUUGCCCAGCCAGACCCAGACGCCGCCCGGAGGGGGCUCCGGGGGCGGCGCCGGCGUGCCGGGCGCCCCGGGCGGAGGCGGCGGAGGAGUGGGGCCGGGCGGGCCGCCCUCCGUCGUCGCGCCGGGGCCGCUCGACGCCCAGGUGAAUGGGCCUGAUGGCAUCCUCCAGAAUGGGGCUGUGGAUGAUAAUGUGCCCAAGGCCAGCCAGCUCCUUGCAGAGCUCAAUUUUGAGGAAGACGAGGAAGAUACCUACUACACUAAGGACCUUCCUGUGCAUGCCUGCAGCUACUGCGGCAUUCAUGACCCCGCUUGUGUGGUUUACUGCAACACCAGCAAGAAGUGGUUCUGCAAUGGGCGUGGGAAUACAUCUGGCAGCCAUAUCGUGAACCAUCUUGUGCGAGCAAAGUGCAAAGAAGUGACCCUGCACAAGGACGGCCCUCUCGGCGAGACGGUCCUGGAGUGCUACAACUGCGGCUGCCGGAACGUGUUCCUGCUCGGCUUCAUCCCAGCCAAGGCGGACUCGGUGGUCGUCUUGCUGUGCAGGUUGUGCAGGCAGCCGUGUGCUAGUCAGAGCAGCUUGAAGGAUAUCAACUGGGACAGCUCGCAGUGGCAGCCUCUGAUCCAGGACCGCUGCUUCCUCUCCUGGCUGGUCAAAAUCCCGUCUGAGCAGGAGCAGCUGCGAGCGCGGCAGAUCACGGCGCAGCAGAUCAACAAGCUGGAGGAACUCUGGAAGGAGAACCCCUCUGCCACCCUCGAGGACUUGGAGAAGCCCGGUGUGGAUGAGGAGCCGCAGCACGUCCUCCUCAGAUACGAGGACGCGUAUCAGUACCAGAACAUCUUUGGGCCUCUGGUCAAACUCGAAGCCGACUAUGACAAGAAGCUGAAGGAGUCCCAGACCCAAGACAACAUCACCGUGAGGUGGGACCUGGGCUUGAACAAGAAAAGAAUCGCCUACUUCACCUUGCCAAAGACUGAUUCAGAUAUGCGCCUGAUGCAGGGCGAUGAGAUCUGCCUGCGCUACAAGGGGGACUUGGCCCCACUCUGGAAAGGCAUCGGCCAUGUUAUUAAAGUUCCUGAUAAUUAUGGUGACGAAAUCGCGAUCGAGCUGAGGAGCAGCGUCGGUGCCCCUGUGGAAGUGACCCAUAAUUUUCAAGUGGACUUCGUGUGGAAGUCCACGUCCUUCGACAGAAUGCAGAGUGCCCUCAAAACCUUUGCUGUGGACGAAACCUCUGUGUCCGGCUACAUCUAUCACAAGCUUCUGGGUCAUGAGGUGGAGGAUGUGGUUAUCAAAUGCCAGCUGCCAAAGCGCUUUACGGCACAAGGACUUCCUGACCUCAACCAUUCUCAGGUGUAUGCCGUGAAGACUGUCCUGCAGCGUCCCUUGAGCCUCAUCCAGGGUCCCCCUGGGACAGGCAAGACCGUGACGUCGGCCACCAUUGUGUACCAUUUGGCCAGGCAAGGAAAUGGGCCUGUACUGGUCUGCGCCCCGAGCAACAUAGCUGUGGACCAGCUGACCGAGAAGAUACACCAGACGGGGCUGAAGGUGGUGCGCCUCUGUGCGAAGAGCCGCGAGGCCAUCGACUCUCCUGUCUCGUUCCUGGCGCUGCACAACCAGAUCCGGAAUAUGGACAGUAUGCCAGAGCUGCAGAAGCUGCAGCAGCUGAAAGACGAGACGGGGGAGCUGUCGUCUGCAGAUGAAAAGCGCUACCGGGCACUGAAACGGACAGCUGAGCGGGAGCUGCUGAUGAACGCUGAUGUCAUUUGCUGCACGUGCGUGGGAGCCGGCGAUCCAAGGCUCGCGAAAAUGCAGUUCCGCUCCAUUCUGAUAGACGAGAGCACGCAGGCCACUGAGCCAGAAUGCAUGGUGCCCGUGGUCCUUGGGGCAAAGCAGCUGAUCCUCGUGGGCGACCACUGCCAGCUCGGCCCGGUGGUGAUGUGCAAGAAGGCGGCCAAGGCAGGCCUGUCCCAGUCCCUCUUUGAACGGCUCGUGGUGCUCGGAAUCCGGCCCAUCCGCCUGCAAGUGCAGUACCGCAUGCACCCGGCCCUGAGCGCCUUUCCUUCCAACAUCUUCUACGAAGGCUCUCUGCAGAACGGCGUCACUGCAGCGGACCGUGUGAAGAAGGGGUUUGACUUCCAGUGGCCCCAGCCAGACAAGCCCAUGUUUUUCUAUGUGACCCAGGGGCAAGAAGAAAUCGCCAGCUCCGGCACUUCUUACUUGAACAGAACGGAGGCUGCAAACGUAGAGAAGAUCACCACCAAGCUGCUGAAGGCAGGUGCCAAACCGGACCAGAUCGGCAUCAUCACGCCCUACGAGGGGCAGCGCUCCUACCUUGUGCAGUACAUGCAGUUCAGCGGCUCCCUGCACACCAAGCUCUACCAGGAAGUGGAAAUCGCCAGUGUCGACGCUUUCCAAGGGCGAGAGAAAGACUUCAUUAUCCUGUCCUGCGUCAGAGCCAACGAACACCAGGGAAUCGGCUUUCUGAACGACCCCCGCCGUCUCAACGUGGCGCUCACGAGAGCAAGGUAUGGCGUCAUCAUUGUCGGGAACCCGAAGGCCCUCUCCAAGCAGCCCCUCUGGAAUCACCUCCUGAACUACUACAAGGAGCAGAAGGUGCUGGUGGAGGGGCCGCUGAACAACCUCCGCGAGAGCCUCAUGCAGUUCAGCAAGCCUCGGAAGCUCGUCAACACGAUCAACCCCGGGGCCCGGUUCAUGACGACUGCCAUGUACGAUGCCCGCGAAGCGAUUAUCCCCGGGUCGGUGUAUGACCGGAGCAGCCAAGGCCGGCCCUCCAACAUGUACUUCCAGACCCACGAUCAGAUCGGCAUGAUCAGCGCUGGGCCGAGCCACGUGGCCGCCAUGAACAUCCCCAUCCCGUUCAACCUGGUGAUGCCCCCCAUGCCGCCCCCCGGGUAUUUCGGGCAAGCCAACGGGCCGGCUGCCGGACGCGGGAACCUGAAAAGCAAGACCGGCCGCGGCGGGCGCCAGAAGAACCGCUUUGGGCUCCCAGGGGCGAGCCAGUCCAAUCUGCCCAACAGCCAGGCCAGCCAAGACGUGGUCUCCCAGCCUUUCUCUCAGGGCCCACUGACGCAGGGCUAUAUCUCCAUGAGCCAGCCCUCCCAGAUGAGCCAGCCGGGCCUGUCCCAGCCAGAGCUGUCGCAGGAUAGUUACCUUGGUGAUGAGUUUAAGUCUCAGAUCGACGUGGCCCUGUCGCAGGAUUCGACUUACCAGGGAGAGCGCGCAUAUCAACACGGAGUGACGGGGCUGUCACAGUAUUAGGGCGUUGAAGGAGACGAGCUAAGCUUGUGUGGAGCUUAGUUCAACAGCAUUUUAUUCUGGGUAAUAAAAAUAAAAUAAAAUGGAUACCUGUUUUCCACUGCUAAAACUGAAGCAACUCUGUGAGAGCAACAGGAGAGAGAGGUAGAAAAGAGAGAGAAACCAACGGAGAGGAGGAGGAAGAGAGCACGAGAGAGAGAGAGCAAGAGCGAGCGAGAGGGAGCCCACUGCUAGCUCACUGAGACAAGGAGACUGACUGGAGAUGGGAAGAGAGCACCGGAGGACCGACUGGCACCUCGCUGUUGGGGAGCCCACUCGCCCCGGAAGAGCUGAGUGGUCAGCGGAGUCCCCUGCCGCCCCUCCCGCCGUCAACCUACACACUUGAGAGAGAGAAAGAGAGGGAGAGAGAGAGAGAGAAGGCCUUAGAAACAAGAUGCACGUCAUUCUGUUCUUCUUGUUGCGAGCAGGGCAGGAAGAGAAAAAAAACCCAUCUCAGAGUUCUUUGGGUACAGGUCUCUUUGUUUUUCGUUCCUCCUUUCUUGUUUUCCUAAAAGUGGCAUCUGUUGGCAUAUUUAGGAGCAAGGGCAUCGUCCCAGUGCAAAAGCCUCCUACCUAGUGGGAGGCCCAGCUGGCUGGUACCCAACUCUGAGAUGUGCGGUUUUGCUGUCCAGCUUCAAGCCUUGCGUGUGCCGUCACCUGCUUUCUGAAUGGGCUUGCGACCAGGUGGGGUGGUUUUUUCCUUUUUAAAAAGAGAGAUUCUUUCAAAGAAGCACGGGAUAUUUUUUUAGAAGUUUGUCUCUUAAAUUUUAGUAGUGGACCUGGGGGUGGGGAGGGGGGAGAGGGAAUCCUUGUUCCGAGAAGCUUAAAAAUUAUAUAUAUAAAAAAUUUUAAAUUAGAGCACCAAUCUUUUAAAGAUCUUUUCAGUGUGAUUUCAGUCAACUGGCCUCUUCUUCGGAGGGAGGUCAGUGAGUGAGUUGGAGCAUUGUGGAGGUGGGGCAGAGCGGCUCCGCUUCGGUCAGCUGCUGCCUGGCUCAGCUCUGUGAGGGUAGGUCCUUUUUUUUUCCCUUUCCUGUAAGGCAUCCCACGUGCUUCACAAAAGAGACACGGGGCAUCUGCGCCCUUCAGCCCCCAAGGAAAAUGGAUGCUGGGCUUGGGCUGCUCUUCGUGAGACACGGGGAAAACAGUAGUGGAAACUGGGGAUUAUAUUGGUUUUGAAGUAAUGAAUUUAAGAGGCAGGUUGGCUAGUGGGGGCUGGGGCGAGAAACAGGCGUGUUCAGGAAGGUGGCCGCUGACGGGGAUGUAAUUCCUGGAGCAGGGCACAUUUUGGGGUGGGGCCAUGGCUUUCCUUGGGACGUGGGGGAAUGAAUUGAAGUUUGCACCAAGCAGGAGAUGGUGCUGGGGGGCCAUCCUCCCCACCACCAGUUGACCCGGUUUAGGAAAAGAACCCCCACCCCCCACCUUGACUGUGCUUGGCAGCAGGAGCAUUUGUGUCUGCACAAAAAACCUUCUCGGUGGGGAAACACAAAACUGCUCCCUCUUUUUCUGCCCCCAGCUAUCUGGUAGGUGUGCUAACGCCUUUCGAGAAUUCACCAGCUUCCUAGAACUGGUUUUUAAAAGCUUAUGAUAAGUUAGCCUUUCCUGAUUAAAGGGCUCUAAGCAUUUGUUUUAACUUUCCGUGUGUUGAGGAACUCAUGGUAACUUUCAUGAAUGUACUUAAGAGACCCCCCCAUGCUUUUUUUAGGAAAUCUGCCCCUUCUCUCCUGCCCUGCCGCCCCCCCACUGCUGUUCCCCAAGAAGCACACCCGACCUCUUUUGCCCCUCCCCGAAUCCACCAGCUGCAGACUUGGGAGGGGAGUAGCACACGCCACGAGAACCUCGGGGCUGUUCUCAUUAACCGGAAAAGAAACAUUUCCAGAGUUUUGACUUCUACCAGGUGUAAGGAAAAGAGGAUGCAGGCCACCUUCCUGCCUGAACAAUGAACUCGUAUUUAUUCAGACCGCCGGAGGGCUGCUCCUCAACUUAACUCGACCCCCAACCCUUUGGGUAGGCUGUGUGGCUGCAUAGACGUUUGAGCUAGACUUUACAUGCUAACCCUUUUUGUGCAGUGCGAUCCCUGGAGUAAUGUAGCCCCCCCCCCCCCGCCCCCCCUGCCCUCCCCCCCCCCCCCCGCAUAUUUCACUAGGUAACACCACUUGCCUCUGCUUUUGUGCUGAGUUAUUUUUCAACCCUUUGUAGCAGUUACAUGAUUUGAGUUUUUCUAAUAAAGCCAACUGAAACAUCAAGUGCUAGCACAAUGUUAAGACUUUUGAUUUUUUUUUUCCUGUCUCUGUUUCAAAAUCUGUUUGUCAUCCAGUUAAUAAAAGAGCUCUUGCAUUCA